Molecule: messenger RNA, 1155 nt
Organism: Trematosphaeria pertusa
Lineage: Eukaryota; Fungi; Ascomycota; Dothideomycetes; Pleosporales; Trematosphaeriaceae
Exons: 1
Coding region: 273-1070 (265 amino acids)
Source: RefSeq, a predicted model, not a curated record
GUGCCAGUAAAGGUACCCGGGGCCCUAAAUGAAACUUUUGCUUUUCACUCACCACGAGCCGCGCCUUCCUCAUUCGUCCGUGCGUUGCCUCGAUCUCUUUUCUCACCCGCACACCGAAUAGAAAUUUCUAACACGCCCACUGGCUUCUUCACAUCGGCAUAUCAUUCGACACCCACUCUCGAGCCAUAUCUGCUCGUAGAAGGUAAGUAUAUAUUAGGAGCAGGCGUCUAGUAACCCCGCUAACAGCACAGUCUCCCAGGUCAUCGUUUAGCAUGGAGGCGCGUCCGUUCCGCUUCCUCGAUUUACCGACGGAGGUCAGGCUCAUAGUCUACGAGUAUCUGCCGAUCAAGACACGACACCGGCAACUGGGCCCCAAGGGCGAGGAUUUCUCUUUUCUCAAACUUAUCACGAAGUCGAUCCCUGGCAUCUCCAUUCUCGCAACAUGCGGUCAAAUCCACGCGGAGGCUCUCCCGAUUCUGGAGCCAAGGAUCUCAACGCUCCGAAAGGAGCCUGUCAGGAUCCUUAGCGACUUUUGCAUGCCUGAUGAGAGCGGACUGAAGGGCAUCCUGCAGUGUCUUACCUAUGACGAAGCGUCGUGCUCAGGAAACGCGGAGGUCUUCGAAGCCUUGCAACGACCGGGAGGCGACAUUCGGACCCACGAAGAACUACACGAAAUCCUACAGGCCAGUAUCCGGGACAUUGCGCCAGGUCGACAUGUCCAGGUUUCUCUCGCCGCUUGCUUAGACUUAGGCUACGUUACCGAGAGGGAAAAGCCGAUGUUAUUCGCGAUGUGGUAUAGCGAGCUCUGGCGGUGGGCACGGAACAAGACUGAGAUCUGGGAUGAAGAGACUGGAAGGUGUCACACAAAUGAAAAGCGACAUCGGAAGGUUUCAGUGUCAGUUCGACCCUGUUUGACGUCCACAGCAUUGCAACAAGCUCUCGAAAUGGAACGUCGUUGGGACUCAGGUGUUGGACCACCUCGCGUUGGCAGAACAAUCGUGGUCGAUGAGAAAGAGGGGAUUAAACCCGUGGAGUGGGAGGAUGACUGGGAGGAGGGAGAGAAGGUCUAAGGCCAAGCCUCAAAUGAGGCAUUCCAAGGAUUGGAGCCUACCUUUCAGAGGGCUUCCGCCUCAGAAAACGAUGCUCGGUUCGUUC